AUCUAUGAUAUGGUGUAAAAAAAAAUGAUGAGAAGCUACAAUCUUGCACCAAUAUACCUAGAUGAUGUGCGCACCUAUGGGUGAGCUCUAGAACCGGAUGAGACUGACUGGCGUACAGCUUUCUAUCAUCCUGCGUAUCUUUACUUUGUGCUCCGUAACUAUGGUCUUUCCCUAAAAAGUCUCUUUUUUAUUUAUCUAUCCUAUAAAAUCGAUACACAGUUUAAUGAUGAAUAAAAUAGCAUUUAAACAUGCAUCGAAUCGUUCGAGGUCUUGCACCCCCUGUUCCUGGUAGAAAGACACGCAAUAAAGCGUAUCGAUACGCGCGAAAGACUCGUCCCUCAAAACAGUUUUUUUGUUAGUUUCCGUUGCUAUGAAUAACAAACAUAGUAACUGGUAUGAUGAUUCCCACCAAUACUGGUUCCUCUAUUUGUUUGAGCAGUUUUAAUCGAGAUCCAGCUAAGACAGUGUUCAAAAUUGUUUUUUUUUUUCAGUGAUUUUUCACUAUAUUGCUUUCAAAAGUCCAUAUAACAGAAGUAAUCAUGUCUUUUGAGCAAGAUCGUCGCAGCAUUUACGAACGACGACGCAACAUACUGUACCUCGUGGCGAACUAUCUGUCCACCAUGGGGCUCCAUCAAACCCGCCAGGCACUGGUCGACGAGACGAACCUAACGAGCGAAUACGAGGUGUGCGAUAACAUUGACCUCGAUACCAUCUACCAGGACUUUUGUAGCUACUUCCUGCUCAAGUUCGGCAAGCAGCCACGCAUUGUAAAGCGCACCGAAUCCAUCGGACCCCUGCCAACGGCACACCGGAAGCUGUCCGGAGCGAGACGUAAGCCUCCGCUGCCCGCAGGCCCCAAACCGGAUGGCAAGGAUCCGUUGAAUUCGAUCACCAAUGUGGGCGAUGAGAUGCAGGCACUUCGUAUAACGGCGGCCAAUCCCGCCGAACACCUCGAAGGACACACCUCCCCGGCGGUGCCGUACGCCAAUCCGAAGCUGCUGGUACGGCUGCAGGACCACUUUACCAGCGAAUGGAAGGACCUUGCGGAGGAAGUCUGUAGGGAUUUGAUCCGCAGGGACCUACGCCAGCGCUGGUCAAGCAUUAAGGGGCUGGCCGGUCCUAUCAAGGUGCUGAAGGAGAGUGUCAUCGCUCCGCUCGAGCAUCCGGAACUGUUCGUGGGGCUGGCUCAGCCGUGGCGCUGUGUGCUGCUGCACGGAGCGCCAGGAACUGGGAAAACCCUGCUAGCGCGAACGUUGUGCUCGGAGACGCGCGAAUCGGUGACGUUCUUCAGCACCACGGCCAGCACGCUCAUAUCGAAGUGGCGCGGUGAAUCAGAGAAGCUGAUCCGGGUGCUGUACGAGGUGGCCAAAUUUUACGCCCCGUCCAUUAUCUUCAUCGACGAGUUUGACAGUUUGGCGUCGCGGCGUGACACCAUUCGGGAGCACGAAGCAUCGAAGCGUUUCAAGAACGAGUUCCUGUCGCUUAUCGAUGGGUUGGAAAGUGCAGCCAACGAAACGGCUGCUCCUACGGCGCACGAUCGGGACCGGGUGUUUCUGCUGGCCAGCACCAACCUGCCGUGGGAGCUGGAUCCGGCCUUUCUGCGACGCUUUGAGCGCAAAAUUCUCGUCGAUUUACCGACGGCCGAUGGACGGAAGGAGCUGAUCGAGCAUCUGCUCCCGACCGUUACCGCAUGGCCCGAGCAGGAGAUACAGCAACUUGUAACGCUUUCCGAGGGAUGGACGGGUGAUGAAGUUCGACUCGCGUGCAAGGAAGCGUCCAUGAUGCUGCUGAGGAACAGGAUCAACGAGCGUCGAUCGAACACGAACCGAGCGGCGGACCAGGAAGAGCUUCAAUAUUCGAUGCUGCGCAAAGCUUUUGAACAGUUGCGUCCUGGUUGCGUGGAAUUGGCGCAGAAGCAUCGUGACUGGAAUCAACGUUACGGAACGCAGCUUGUGGACUGAGCGGAAAUGAAAAGGACGAACUUUUUAACGCCCACACUGGCAGCAUAUUAGCAAGCCUGGUAUAUUUUAACUCUUUUCUGUAUGUCUUUCGUUGAUCCUGUGAUUGAUCCUGUUCUC
Anopheles coluzzii is the source of this 2078-nucleotide messenger RNA. RefSeq names its product katanin p60 ATPase-containing subunit A-like 2. The transcript has 2 exons. The coding region runs from base 540 to 1961 and encodes 473 amino acids. Gene Ontology annotation, molecular function: ATP hydrolysis activity; ATP binding; protein binding. The record is from RefSeq and is a predicted model, not a curated record. Lineage: Eukaryota; Metazoa; Arthropoda; Insecta; Diptera; Culicidae.